This is a messenger RNA of Trichechus manatus latirostris (Florida manatee), 3551 nucleotides long. RefSeq names its product potassium voltage-gated channel subfamily A member 3 (gene KCNA3). Gene Ontology annotation, biological process: potassium ion transmembrane transport; protein homooligomerization. Lineage: Eukaryota; Metazoa; Chordata; Mammalia; Sirenia; Trichechidae. The coding region runs from base 160 to 1479 and encodes 439 amino acids. Gene Ontology annotation, cellular component: axon; membrane; voltage-gated potassium channel complex. Gene Ontology annotation, molecular function: delayed rectifier potassium channel activity. The record is from RefSeq and is a predicted model, not a curated record. The transcript is spliced from 2 exons.
GACCGCUACGAGCCGCUGGCGCCCGCGCUGCCGGCCGCCGGCGAGCAGGACUGCUGCGGGGAGCGCGUGGUGAUCAACAUCUCCGGGCUGCGCUUCGAGACGCAGCUCAAGACCCUGUGCCAGUUCCCGGAGACGCUGCUGGGCGACCCGAAGCGGCGCAUGAGGUACUUCGACCCGCUCCGCAACGAGUACUUCUUCGACCGCAACCGGCCCAGCUUCGACGCCAUCCUUUACUACUACCAGUCCGGGGGCCGCAUCCGCCGCCCAGUCAACGUGCCCAUCGACAUCUUCUCCGAAGAGAUCCGCUUCUACCAGCUGGGCGAGGAGGCCAUGGAGAAGUUCCGCGAGGACGAGGGCUUCCUGCGGGAGGAGGAGCGGCCCCUGCCCCGCCGCGACUUCCAGCGCCAGGUGUGGCUGCUCUUCGAGUACCCGGAGAGCUCCGGGCCGGCCCGGGGCAUCGCCAUCGUGUCCGUGCUCGUCAUCCUCAUCUCCAUUGUCAUCUUCUGCUUGGAGACGCUGCCCGAGUUCCGCGAUGAGAAGGACUACCCCGCCUCGCCGUCGCAGGACCUUUUCCGGACGGCCAGCAACGGUACGUCGGGUGCCCCUGCGGGAGCCUCCAGCUUCUCAGAUCCCUUCUUCGUGGUGGAGACCCUGUGCAUCAUCUGGUUCUCCUUUGAGCUGCUGGUGCGGUUCUUCGCUUGCCCCAGCAAAGCCACCUUCUCUCGAAAUAUCAUGAACCUGAUAGACGUCGUGGCCAUCAUCCCUUAUUUCAUCACUCUGGGCACGGAGCUGGCUGAGCGACAGGGCAAUGGACAGCAGGCCAUGUCCCUGGCCAUCCUGAGGGUCAUUCGCCUGGUGAGGGUCUUCCGCAUCUUCAAGCUCUCCCGCCACUCCAAGGGGCUGCAGAUCCUGGGGCAGACGCUGAAGGCUUCCAUGCGAGAGUUGGGGUUACUUAUCUUUUUCCUCUUUAUUGGGGUCAUCCUUUUUUCCAGUGCGGUCUACUUUGCCGAGGCAGAUGACCCCACUUCGGGUUUUAGCAGUAUCCCGGAUGCCUUCUGGUGGGCAGUGGUAACCAUGACAACAGUAGGUUAUGGUGAUAUGCACCCAGUGACCAUAGGGGGCAAGAUUGUGGGAUCGCUUUGUGCCAUCGCUGGUGUCUUGACCAUUGCUUUGCCAGUUCCCGUGAUUGUUUCCAACUUCAAUUACUUUUACCACCGCGAAACCGAAGGUGAAGAGCAAGCCCAGUACAUGCACGUGGGGAGUUGCCAGCACCUCUCGUCUUCAGCUGAGGAGCUACGAAAAGCAAGGAGUAACUCGACUCUGAGUAAGUCGGAGUAUAUGGUGAUCGAAGAGGGGGGUAUGAACCAUAGCACCUUCCCGCAGACCACUUUCAAGACGGGCAAUUCCACUGCCACCUGCACCACGAACAAUAACCCAAACUCCUGUGUCAACAUCAAGAAAAUAUUCACCGAUGUUUAAUAUAUGAUACAAGUGACAUACUGUGCUCAGUAUUGUGUGGAAUGUGCCCCCUUGGUCUGUGUAUGCCCUUGUUUUAUACAUUUCCAGACCAUUCAUUGAGGAAACAACACGAGGACGUGAAAGGUGCACUUCUUUCUCCCUCUCCCUACUGCUUCAUACUGAGACAGGUGUCUGUUUUGCAAGUGGGCUGCAUUCUCUCAGCUCUCUUUUUUUUUUUUUUUUCUUUUGCUCCCUCUCUCUUAAAAUAACAAAUAACUUACUCUGAACUUGAUUUCUAGUACCCGCCCUAUUAAAAAAAAACACAGUACAUCCUGGGGGGAAAUGAAACUAAAGAGCUGUUAGAGUAACAGUUUGACCUCAAAAUAUAAAGGCAGUUUUUCUGUACUGACUAAAGCAGACAGGUACUCAGAUGAUGCUUCAGUUGGGACCUUCCAACAUUAUUGAAUAUUUAACUCAAUUGCCUACUCUGUGGAUAUGUGGAUGGAAAGUCUAAUUAGAACGACUUGUAAACCCACCAUAAGUUUAUUUGGUUUUUGACUGGAAUUUCUAUUUGAACCUUCCUCCCAGAAUUUUAAGGGUCUCUACAACUUUGAACAAAAGGAAAUGCCCAAGAUGUCCUGAUCUGACUAAUUAGUUUAACUCUUCCUGGCUUGUUAAGCAUUUCAAAAGUAUUAGAUGAACAGUUUAAUCCCCGCGAAGUUCUGUGCAUGUGUCCCAGCCAAAACCUAUCAAAGUCUAGAAACAGAUGUUUUCAGUGCUGCUAAGAGAAACAAAAAAUUUCCUAAUGCAUCUGAGAGAUAAGCUUCUGCAGUAUCACAAGAAGAUUAAAGUGGCAGACACCCCUUCCAGUGGAAGUUACUAAUUUGGACCUGACUGACGCAGUUCCCAUAGCAACCCAUGUUUCCUGGGAAACCCGAAAAAGGUUGUCAUGGCAUCUCUUGCUCUCUAGCCCCACCCCCACUCCCUAGCCCUUGCUGUUUCCACAGUAACCUUUCCAGAUGGUUCCUACUUACAUGAUUUCAUAAAGAAAGCCACUGUUUGAAUAAACCGCACAAGUAAAGUUAAGCCCGAGGAUCUGAGGAGGUGAAAUGACUCACAAGAUGAAUAUUUUUUUACUACAAAAAUUCAUUGAUGUCAUUCCAUAAUAACUGAAUCAAGAAGGAAAAGGACGUUGGAAUGUUAGCUAUAACCCACAAUAAGGCAUGAUAUGAAUUAAAUGCCAGUUAUUAGGCAAUAAUUCUAAACGAUGCUUCUCUACAGUUUUCUUUCUCCAGGAAGUUUCAAGCCAACAAAGGAAAGUAAAAAGCAAAUGUAAAAGUAUUCUGUACAUAUGCAAAUGAGAGAUUCAGUCAGGGCACCUGAAACCUGACUUCAGGGAACCUUCAGACUUGCUCUUUAAAAAAAAAAAAAAUCAAGAUUCCACAACAGCAUUGCUAGCGCCACAGCACUAAAUAAACUUCAAAAAUACAAAGGAUGCACGUUUUUAACUGAGGGAAUUGCAGACAAUCAAUAAAAAGGAGGGACGAGAAGUAACCAAAUCUGGGGGAACUCCUGCAAGUUUCAGCCAUAUGCCAGGGGUUGCCAGAAGACAGACAAAAUCAGCAGUUGCAAGUCCUUUCCACCCCUCAGCUGUGAAUAGAAGUGAUAACCCCUCCCACUAAGAAAUGCAAAGAAGCACAUGUGCCCCCCAGUCUGAAGACUUGCGGAAACACUGUGAGUUAGAGGUGAGGAGCAUCAGAACCAGGAAGAGGAUACUUAUGAUUGCGUUUUAGGGUGGGGGUUUUUCUUUCUUGUAUUGCAAUUUCUGUUUUGUAUUUGGCCUUUUAAACUAAGGAGGAUAAAACUAUUGCUUUUGUACUACUAAUUUCCUAUAUUUUGAAGUGGUGAUUUUAUAUAUAUUAACGAAAUCACUUGUGUUAUAUACACCUGCUGAGUGGUUGGUAACCUUUGAGAGACGGCAAGUGAGAGGAGGCAGGAGGAAGGGUGGGAAAGCCUGCAGAGCCCAAACCUUACUCCAUUGUGGCUCUGCUCCUACCCUCCAGACAGAAAAUGGCCAUUGCUAUAUAGCACAU